Molecule: messenger RNA, 2640 nt
Organism: Drosophila ficusphila
Lineage: Eukaryota; Metazoa; Arthropoda; Insecta; Diptera; Drosophilidae
Gene: indra
Product: zinc finger protein CG2199
Biological process (GO): regulation of gene expression
Cellular component (GO): nucleus
Source: RefSeq, a predicted model, not a curated record
AUGUUAAGUUUACAUUCCUUGAAGUUUGGACUGCACUGCUUACUUUCAAGCUAUCUGGUGUUCUUAGUUCGAUACCUCAUUGUUAGUGUAGCCCUGACAUCUGCGAUUGCGAUAACAAAAAAAAAAACGUGCGCACGUAUUUGGAUUUUGUUGUUUUGAUUUUUGUUAAAAACUAAGGAAAAUAUGGCCAGCAAAGUAAAAAAGGAAGUGUCGUGCGACAUGUGCAGCAGCGUUAACGAGGCGAAGCAAAUUUGCACUGCCCAAAAGGCUUUUGUGGGCAGAAAAUUGAUAGACAUUCUCGCCGCCGUCUCCCACAGAAGCCUGCCGGCCAACUUGCCGAUCAAGGUAUGCUUCCUGUGCGCCUCUACUUUGAUGUCCACCCUCUGGAAUGAUCGAAAAGAUUCAAAACCGUCGGAGAAGGAAGAGUUGACGCAGGUAGUGGAACCAAACGAAGAUGAGGUGGGAAACUUUGUGGAUCUUACCACAGAAGCCGAGAAGCCGGUAAAAAAGAAGAACAGCACAAUUCGUCAACGCAGCAAGUCUAUAGCUGCCUUCCCGGCUACACUCAAUCCUCCAGCCCUUGAUGGCAUCAAGGGUUCGCCCAAGAAACCCGCAGCCACGCCAAAGAAGAACCUGUCCCGUAUUCUUGACGAUGACCUAAACGACUCGGUAAAGUUGACGCCCGCAAAGGAAGUUUCAACUAAGAAAAAAGCUUUUCUGCAACUUUUCGGCACCGGUAAUGACGAUGCCAAUGAAGUCGAAACCGAAAGCGAGGAGGAUGAGACCACCAAGGACCACCUUGUAAUUAAGACGAGAGACUUCAAGUGCAAGCUCUGCGAGUUCGAAUCGACAAACCCGAAACCGUUCAAGGAACACCUGAUCAAAGAGCACGGGCAGAUGCGUCCGCGUAUAUACAACUGCACUAUUUGUCCUAAAAGCUUUGGUGUGAUGAAGACCAUGACAGAACAUUUGAAAAAGAAUCAUGAUGCCACUAGUGAAAGCAUCGCAAAGGCAAUAGAGUUGGGAAAAAGGAAAACGGGAGCGAAGGCAGGAGGCAAGCAAAAGUCCGAUUCAAAGCUAGAUGAGCGCAAGGUUCAGAAAAAAAAAUCAAAAGAUGUAAAGGCUAAAAAAACAGAGACGGAGGAGGACACUGAGAUUAAAGCUGCCAAAAAGGCGAAAGAGGUGAAGCCAAUAGAGGAAGGAAACCGUGAGACAGCUAACGAGACCCAAGAAGAGCCUAAGGUUGCUUCCUUCAAGGCCUUAAAUGAGUCCUUAGUAAAGAAAAGGCUUUUCGAAAAGGUAAUCGAUUCGGAUUACACAUUCGCCGUUAAUGGAUCCAGUGCUUCCACUCCAAGGGCUGACUCCGCAGAUUUUCAGUGUGACAUCUGCGAUUGCGAACUGACCACCGCCAGGCAGAUGCAAGAGCACAUGAAGAGCGCCCACGGCGUCGAUAAGCCUAAGAUCUUUAAGUGCAACAUUUGCGAGAAGAGCCUGACUACCAAACAGUCGUUAAAUAAACACAUGACCCUGCAUGGCGACGGAGUUGAAGUGGGAAAGUCCAGCAAGCGAAAGAUAUUGCAAGAAGUGGACGUGGUAACUAAAGCUAGUGUUGAGAAGGACAACUCUCAGGAAGAUGAUGAAGACGAUGAGGGGCCUACAGAGGAAAAAAAUAUAAAGGAUAAUAUAUCCCAGAAGGAUGAUCUGAUGCCAGCCCCUCAGUCUCCCGCUAAAAAGGCCAAAAAGAUCAAGAACAGCUUGCUUGACAUAUCUGUGGCCUCAUCAAACGGAGAAUCGCCAUUAAAAACACAAAAACGUAAACAGCAUGACAAAUCGGAUGGCUUGUCUGAGGACACUCUCGAUUCCGAUAUCCAGCUGAUCGAGGAAAUAAACCAUAAUGUCAAGCCGCACAAGAAGGCCCGCCUGGAGUCAUUUAGCGACUCCACCGCGGACGAGUCAAUCCUUAGCUGCGACCAGUGCGGCAAGUUUGUCAAAUCGCGUCAACGUCUGGACUCACACAUUCUGAAGAGACACGGCUCUCAGUUAAAGUGUCCGUCUUGUAAGAGCAGCUAUAGCAACCAGCUGGACUACGUGGCCCACUUCUCGGAAUGUAGCGCCAGCGAUAGACUGCCCUGUGGCGUGUCGAUGUGCAAGAAGGUCUUCUCCGAGGCCAACUUUCUAAGCUCACAUCUGCGCAAGCGCCACAAGUGCGAAUAGGUACGCUAUUUUCGUAUCAUUAGUUUAGGUUAUAUAUAGCUAAUGUACAAUGAAGUGCAUUUUAUGGUAAAAUGAUUAAUGUUUUACGUGAAAUGACAAUGGGCGAGUACAAAAAACUGACUUAUGCAAUGUACUUUAACAUGGAUACAUCUUUUAAAUUGUUGUUUUUUGCACCUUUUUCGAAACAAGUUUAUUUUGUAAAGGAUCAACCUCAUUACAUAAGAAGAAAUCCUAAGGAAAUCAAAUGCCAUUUUAUGUUUCUAGCCUUAACAAAACACACGACAAUGGAAAAUACUAUAAGAUUGCAUACAAACAUCAUUUUGGGAUCGUAUGUACUCACCAAGAGUAUGCGAAUCCGAUUCAUCAUACAAAAUUAUUGUGAAUUGAAUAUUAAACUGUUAAUAAAAGACGUCAAGUGACUACAAA